This is a messenger RNA of Fragaria vesca subsp. vesca, 915 nucleotides long. Its product is annotated as transcription factor bHLH149-like. Lineage: Eukaryota; Viridiplantae; Streptophyta; Magnoliopsida; Rosales; Rosaceae. The transcript is spliced from 2 exons. Gene Ontology annotation, molecular function: protein dimerization activity. Bases 198 to 788 code for a protein of 196 amino acids. Gene Ontology annotation, biological process: regulation of DNA-templated transcription. The record is from RefSeq and is a predicted model, not a curated record.
CUCCUCCUCCUCUUCUCUUCUCUUCUCUCUUCUCUCUUCUCUCGUCUUUGCUCUCUUCUCUCUUCUCUCUUCUCUCCCUCUCAAACUCUCAACUGAAAAACCUCCAACAAUCUCAAACCUUCUUCACCACUUCUUGCUUUACUCAUUGAAGGUUUCAGAGUACGUUGUUGUAUCUGUUGAAUUACACAAGCUAGUUCAUGGCGCCCUCGUUUGUCUCGAACCCCGACGCCAGUCUUGACUCGAGUCGCAAGAAACGUCGAAAGCUCAAGGAUGAUCAGAACCCUUCUGCAACUACUCAAUUGAGAUGGAGAUCCGAUAACGAGCAACGGAUCUAUUCAACUAAGCUGGUCGAGGCUCUCCAGAAGGUUCGCCAGGGACCAUCCUCAUCGCCGACGGCUGCCGUCUCCGGCGGGAAAACAGUGAAGGAAGCAGCUGACAGGGUUCUGGCCUUGGCGGCGAGAGGCACGACCCGGUGGAGCAGAGCGAUUCUGACGAGUCGACUCAGGAUGAGAAAGAGGCUUCAGAAGCGUAAGAAGGCGACGGUGAGCGGGAAUAGCCGGUGUAGGAGGGCGGAGGUGAGGAGGAUGAGGAUGCCGGCUGUGCAGAGGAAAGUUAAGAUUCUUAGCCGGUUGGUUCCCGGUUGCCGGAAGGCUCCGUUUCCGAACCUUCUAGAAGAAACAACCGAUUACAUAGCGGCGCUGCAGAUGCAGGUUCGAGCUAUGACGGUUCUGACGGAACUUCUUUCCGGUGCUCCUCCGGCGGCUAGUCGUCUCAACUCCGCGAGUUGACACUAUUGAAUAAUAGGCCAGCCACCCGGCUUAUUGUGCCAGGUGUUUUUUUUUUUUUGGUUUUUGGAGGGGGGGGCUUAUGUAAUUCCUAUAAAUAUUCUAUAUUUAUGAAAUUUUUAAUUCGUGU